This is a messenger RNA of Nothoprocta perdicaria, 4735 nucleotides long. RefSeq names its product iron responsive element binding protein 2 (gene IREB2). The record is from RefSeq and is a predicted model, not a curated record. Gene Ontology annotation, molecular function: 4 iron, 4 sulfur cluster binding; aconitate hydratase activity; iron-responsive element binding. Gene Ontology annotation, cellular component: cytosol; mitochondrion. The transcript is spliced from 22 exons. NCBI's taxonomy places the organism in Eukaryota, Metazoa, Chordata, Aves, Tinamiformes, Tinamidae. Bases 27 to 2924 code for a protein of 965 amino acids. Gene Ontology annotation, biological process: tricarboxylic acid cycle; citrate metabolic process.
CGGCGGAGCUAAUAUGGUCGCCGGCGAUGGACCCUGCCAGGCCAGGAAUCCCCUACCAGCCCGUGAUUGAGGCAUUAGGAGACUAUCCACAAAAGAAAUUCUACAAUGUCUCGAAGCUUGGAGGCACCAAAUAUGAUACUCUGCCUUAUUCCAUACGAGUGUUGUUUGAAUCCAGCGUCCGUAACUGUGAUGGCUUCUUAGUGAAAGAAACAGAUGCUAUGAACAUUUUGGACUGGAAAACAAAGCAGAAUAAUGUUGAAGUGCCCUUCUGUCCUGCCAGAGUUGUUCUUCAAGAUUUUACUGGAAUUCCUGCCAUGGUGGAUUUUGCCGCCAUGCGGGAAGCAGUGCGAAAUGCUGGAGGAGAUCCGAUGAAAGUCAAUCCUGCCUGCCCAGCAGAUCUCACUGUUGACCAUUCUCUGCAGAUUGAUUUCAGCAAAUGUGCAAUACAGAAUGCCCCAAAUCCUGGGGGUGGUGAUUCCCAGAAGGCAGCAGCAAAACUUUCUCCACUUAAAGUACAGCCUCGGAAGUUACCUUGCAGGGGGCAGACAGGCUGCAAGGGGCCGUGCAGCGCUGCGGAGGCGAGUCGCAGCGCGGGACAGUUUUCUGCACAGAUUGAGAACACGCCGAUCCUGUGUCCUUUCCAUCUUCAGCCAGUGCCUGAGCCUGAGACAGUACUGAAAAAUCAAGAGAUGGAAUUUGGCCGAAAUAGAGAGAGGCUUCAGUUUUUUAAGUGGAGUUCGAAAGUUUUCAAGAAUAUUUCUAUAAUUCCGCCUGAAACUGGAAUGGCGCACCAAGUUAACUUGGAGUAUUUGUCAAGAGUUGUUUUUGAAGUUAAAGAUUUCCUAUAUCCUGAUAGUGUGGUUGGCACAGAUUCGCAUAUGACCAUGGUUAACGGCUUCGGUAUCUUGGGCUGGGGUGUUGGGGGCAUCGAAACAGAAGCGGUGAUGCUGGGGAUGCCGGUUACGCUCCCGUUGCCCGAGGUCGUCGGCUGUGAGCUGACCGGCACGGCCAGCCCGCUCGCUACGUCCAUAGACAUCGUCCUGAGCAUCACCAAGCAACUUAGGCAAGCUGAUGUUGCUGGAAAGUUUGUCGAGUUCUUUGGGAGUGGAGUUUCCCAGCUGUCUGUAGCAGACCGAACCACAAUAGCAAAUAUGUGUCCUGAAUAUGGUGCUAUUCUGAGCUUUUUCCCUGUUGAUAAUGUGACACUGAGGCACUUAAAACAUACAGGUUUUGACAAGACCAGGCUUGAGGUCAUAGAAGCAUAUCUUAAAGCUGUGAAGUUAUUUAGAAAUGAUGAGAGUUCUUCUGGAGAACCCGAAUAUUCCCAGGUAGUACAAAUUAGUCUAAGUUCUAUAAUUCCAUACGUCAGUGGCCCCAAGAGGUCCCAAGAYAGAGUGGCUGUUAAUAACAUGAAAAGUGAUUUCCAAGCCUGCUUAAAUGAAAAGUCUGGUGUUAAAGGGUUUCAGAUUGCAGCUGAGAAGCAGAAUGACGUUGUGCCUGUUCAGUAUGAAGGAAAUGAAUACCAGCUCUCUCACGGCUGUGUUGUCAUUGCUGCAGUAAUCAGCUGUACAAAUAAUUGCAAUCCAUCCGUCAUGCUUGCUGCAGGACUUCUGGCCAAAAAAGCUGUUGAAGCUGGCCUAGUGGUUAAGCCCUACAUAAGAACCAGCUUGUCGCCGGGUAGUGGAAUGGUUACACAUUACCUCAGUUCAAGUGGAGUGUUACCAUACCUCAGUAAACUUGGGUUUGAGGUGGUUGGUUAUGGCUGUUCAACCUGUGUUGGAAACACUGCUCCCUUGCCAGAAGCCAUCAGGAAUGCAAUAAAACAGGGUGAUAUUGUUGCCUGUGGAGUGUUAUCUGGAACCAAGAACUUUGAAGGGCGUCUCUGUGACUGUGUCCGCGCCAACUACCUCGCGUCGCCGCCGCUGGUAGUCGCGUACGCUAUAGCCGGCACUGUCCGGAUAGACUUUGAAAGCGAGCCUUUAGGCGUUGGCAUUAAUGGCAAAAGUAUCUACUUACGAGAUAUUUGGCCUACUCGAAAAGAACUUCACACGGUGGAGGAAGAGUGUGUAAUAUCAUCUAUGUUUAAAGAAUUGAAAGAACGAAUGGAGAAAGGAAACAAACGGUGGAACUUACUGGAAGCACCUGAGUCAACUUUAUUUCCCUGGGAUUUAAAAUCUACUUAUAUCAGAUGUCCUUCAUUUUUUGAUAAACUUGCCAAAGAACCAGUUCCACCACAGCCUAUUGAGAAUGCCCAUGUCUUGCUGUAUUUGGGAGAUUCUGUAACCACAGAUCACAUAUCUCCUGCUGGAAGUAUUGCAAGGAGCAGUGCUGCUGCUAAAUAUCUGACCAGCAAAGGACUCACGCCUCGUGAGUUCAACUCUUACGGAGCUCGCAGAGGUAAUGAUGCUGUGAUGACAAGAGGUACCUUUGCAAAUAUCAAGCUUCUGAAUAAAUUCUUAGGAAAACCAGCUCCUAAAACAAUCCACUUUCCAUCAGGACAAACGCUAGAUGUGUUUGAAGCAGCAGAGCUGUACCAGAAAGAAGGCAUCCCUGUAAUUAUUUUAGCCGGAAAGAAGUAUGGACUUGGUAGCUCAAGAGACUGGGCUGCAAAAGGACCUUUUUUACUGGGUGUUAAAGCUGUUCUAGCUGAAAGCUACGAGAAGGUUCACAGAAGUCAGUUGAUUGGAAUUGGCAUAGCUCCACUUCAGUUUCUUCCUGGGGAAAAUCCAGCUACUCUGGGUCUCACUGGCAGAGAGCAGUUUUCUAUAUUGUUCCCUCAAGAGCUGUCACCAGGAAUGACAUUGGAUAUUAAGACAAGCACUGGAAAAGCAUUCAACGCACUUGCCUUGUUUGAAAAUGAUAUGGAGCUAACGUUAUACAAAUCUGGUGGAAGUCUAAACUUUGUGGCGCGAAGAUUCUUAUAGUAGCUACUGACUCUGGGGGUACCUUGCAUAACUGGUAAUACUGAAAAUGCCUUGUGUGAACCCAGGAAUCUGUACUGUGGAACUGCAAACAGUCCUAGUGUGCUCAAAGUUACUUCGUCCAUGGAUGUAAAAGAUUGUGAAUCAUUGUAACUGCAACAAGAUCCUUCCUGAUUUUAAAUAAUAUUCUAAUGGUGCUAUUAAACAUUGCUAAAAUCAACAUGUGUGUUGUGGCAGAGAGCUGUAAGUAUCGAGGGGGAUGUUUUAUCAGACCAUUUUGUAAAUAAACUAUGCGAAAUCUGAAACUGAUUGUGCUGAAGAUUAUUAUCUAAGAAGGUUUUCUGAAGUUGUUUCCACUUAGUUUUUGCACCUGUAAAUCUGUGUACUGCUGUUUGUUGGUUUAAAGGUAGCAGAAGGUAUGGAAUGUUAAAGGCCAAACUAAUGGAUUUUUAGGGCAUCCAGAAUUUAAGAGAUUAUCAGUUUUGAAUUUAUUAUUCUUUAAACUGUGGGCUGAACGGAAAGGAUCCAUGUGCAGCCCAUAGUGUCCUGUAUCAUAGACCAYGACUUUCUUACCUUUAUUAUGGGAUUAUAUAUUCCCUCUGGGUACACUGCUCACAUUAUGAAAUACUGUGUGCUAGAAGUUUGAUGUUUUCACAGGCAAUGUUUCUGAAUCUAAAAAAAAACAACUUGCAAUAAGUUUUUUUCAGUGCAGACUAAGUGUGAUCCCCAGCUUUUUUGGCAAGCUAGCGCGCUUCGAUUGAAAAGCUUGCGCUUACUUCCAGGGGUGCAGUUUGUCCCUUAUCUSACAACAGCUUUUGCUGCACUGGUUCUGGUAUUGGUACCUGAAGUACUUCCCUUCGUAUUUUAACCUUCUAAAAAUCUUUAAAAACACAUUUGAACUGUUUUAAUUCCUCUGCUUUAAAUAUGGCCUGUAUCUACUUUACUAGUAAAAUGUUUAAUAGCUAAAUAUGGCCUGUUGAUACUUUCCAAAAUGCUGUAGUUUACAGCCCCUCUCAACAAGUGACUUUUUCCCGUUACCAGAAUUCUGAACAAAUCUCGUUCUUAUGUCACUGCAAUUGCUGUAAACUCAAUUGUCAACCCACCUGGAAGAAAAAAAAAAAAACCCUAUUAUCUAUGUAAUAUUGAUGGAACAUGCACAGUUUUUGCACAAAAAAAAAAAAGUUCUACAACUUGAAACAUUCUAGCUCUAAUUCAAAAAGUUCAAGUGACUUUUUACUGUUAGCUUCAGGUCAUUAUUUCUUUGCUGAUGUAACUUGAACAGCUUCAUUUGAAAAUAUGGUUUGCAGUUACAUAGACACUAAUGUCUUUUGGAGGAGAAAACUGCAGUAACUUGGCUAUAAAUUGACAGAACUUUUGCAUUAAGACUUUUGCUCUUGAUAAGUGUUAUCUUAAACACUGGAACUUUCAAGAGGACUCAUUAUCUUUGCUACAUAUGCUCAAAACUURCCCUAGACACUAAGUUGAUUUGCAGGCUAACAGAGGAAUGACCAUUCAAAUCUUUGAGUGUUUCUCACAUUUUUUAAAACUGACAUAAUUACUGUAAAAUAUUAAUUUGAGAGGACAGUUCAAAUGUCAUACAAUUUUUAUUUCAUUGGCAUAUCUUUGUGGUUUUUCUUUAAUCUUUAUCCGAGGAAAAAAAAUCUUUAAAGUUUGAAAUUCUGUAUAUUCUGUUCCUGUAUUUCACUAGUUUUGCUGUGCUUUUCUUUUAGUCAAGAUAAAAACCAUUCCAGUGACUCAUACUACUUGUAGAGGUAGGAAAUUAGUGCAUUUUUAAUAUUGAAUGCAGCUGAUUU